Messenger RNA from Cygnus olor (mute swan), 1015 nucleotides. RefSeq lists its product as uncharacterized. The transcript is spliced from 2 exons. Lineage: Eukaryota; Metazoa; Chordata; Aves; Anseriformes; Anatidae. The coding region runs from base 2 to 1015 and encodes 337 amino acids. The record is from RefSeq and is a predicted model, not a curated record.
GAUGGGCCCCCCCCCCCCCCGUCUCCCCGUCCGGACGGGGCAGCCGGGUGUUUUCGCUUUCUAUUUUAAGGAGCUGGAUGCGGCCCCAAGCGGAGGCCUGGCCGCUCCGUGCCACCCGCCUCGGAGGCCACCCCUGCGGCCCCGCGUGGCUUCCCCGGCUGGCUGGUGGCCACGGGGGGAGGCGAGACCCUGGGUGCCCAUCUCAUCCCCGUCCCCUUACUCAGCUCCGUCAUCCCGCACCCUGUCCCAGCCCGGGGGGAUUUGCGUGGUGCAAGCUCAGGCUGUGGUUCCCCGUGCCUCAGUUUCCCCUGUGCAGCACCCCUGGGGAGGGCGGAGGGGAUGCCCGAGCAGCCGGGACCUGCUGGGCACGCGGGAGCAGAGGGGUCCCCGUCCCGCGCACGGCCCCACCCUGGCUGGAGUUUCUGGGGGGCUUUCGGGGGGGGCUGUGGUGGGAACGUCCCCAAUUCUCCCACCGGGUGGGUGCCUGGUGGGGGGGCUGCUUCUCUGCAGGGAGGCACGUCGCUGCGAAGGGGACAACGUGACAGGGGUGGGGACGUGUUUGCAAAGGGACCCGUUGCUGGGAGGUGACGGCACGGCAGGGGAUGCGGCUGGCGAGAAAGGCAGAGAGAAAAGCAGAGAGCGGCUGGGUGCCCGUCGGGGCUGGGGACAGGGACGGGGACAGGAGGUGAUGCCACCUCUCCCCGGGGUGGCCACCGCGGCCCCCAGCCGGCGCAGGGGGGCCGGGAGCGCGCUCCUCGCGCUGUGUCCUGCAUUCUUGGCAUUAUUCUCCUUUUUUUCCUCCUCCUCCUCCACCCCGGGACGCGCUCUCAAACCUCUCCAUUUAUGGCCAGGAGCUCAGCGCUGCUGGUUCAGGGGCGAGGCUGCAGGGGAAGGCUGGCGGUGUCCUUGGGCCACCGAGGAGUCACCGGGGCAGGGUGAGAUGACUCCGAAGCGGCUCCGGAUGACGAAACGCCCUGAUUCAUUCAAAUCACUAAUAUUAAAAAUAAAUAAAUAA